Macrosiphum euphorbiae (potato aphid) is the source of this 1365-nucleotide messenger RNA. Lineage: Eukaryota; Metazoa; Arthropoda; Insecta; Hemiptera; Aphididae. The record is from the annotation of a GenBank genome assembly.
AUGACUUCUCAUCUAAAUAUUAUUGAAAUUUGUGAUGUCUUAUUUGAAGAAAUCCCGUCCGAUGAUAAUAGUAUAACUUCUUGUGAUGACUCUGAUAAUGAUAAUGAUUAUAUACCACCUUCUGGUGACUCGAAAACGAAACCCAUUCUAUUUGAAUCUAGUGACGAUGAAAAUUCAGAAAUUUUGAACUUAGACGAUAGAAAUAUUUAUUUACUACCCUCGCCAAUAAAGCAAAAAAAGUAUACUCGUAGUUCAAUUCGUCGAAAAUGUGUAUCAAAAACAACUGAAGUUAGAUCUCGGACAGCAACACAUCGUCAAUUAUUUUCCGGUUCUGAAAAUGCAUCUUUGAAUAACGAAAAUGUGUCGUUGGAUUUUGAUUUUCAUUCUUUACAUAGUACUUCUUCAGAUCUAAAUAAUGAUUAUCAGUCCAACUCUGGAUCUACACCAUUACGUCCAGUAAAUAUUGAAGGAGUUGAAACCGAGAUUGAAACUCAACCAAUCCAGCAAGAUGAUUUUCAAUUUCUAUCUCCUACAUGGUCAAAAAAAAAUGACAUUAUUUUUAAUGUUUCUCCAUUUUCAAGUCCAGAGGGCCCUACAACAUUAUUAAAUGAUUUAUCAAUGUGUACACCGACAACCAUUUUUAAAUAUUUAUUUACUGAUGAAAUUUUUGACCAAAUAGUUCAUCAUACUAAUUUAUAUGCAUAUCAAAAACAAUUGAAAACAGGAAAAGCUUUUAUGCGAACAAAUAUGUCUGAAAUUAAAUGUUUUAUUGGAAUGCAACUUCUAAUGGGUAUCAAGAAGCAAUGCAGUUAUAGGGACUAUUGGUCAUCAUCACCCGAUUUGCACGAUUCUUACAUAAGUUGUUUAAUGCCAGUAAAUCGCUUCGGUUGGUUAUUAUCGCACGUACAUUUGAAUGAUAAUUCGCUUAUUCCGAAAAAAAAUCAACCUGGGUAUGAUAAAUUAUACAAAAUUAGGCCAUUUAUACAGACUUUACUAAACAACUUUCAAAGGGCGUAUAAUCCUUCCAAAAUAAUUGCAAUAGACGAAAGUAUGGUCAAAUUCACGGGUCGAAAUUCUAACAAACAAUAUAUGCCAAAAAAACCGAUAAAGAGAGGAUUUAAAAUUUGGUGUUUGGUUGACAAGCAAGGUUAUUUAUGGAAUUUUGAAAUUUAUACGGGAAAAGUUGGGGAAAAGGCUGAAAAACAAUUGGGUGCUCGAGUAGUAAAACAACUAUCGCAACCUUUACAAGGAAAAAAUCAUUGCUUAUUCUUCGACAACUAUUUUACCAGCUACCCACUAAUGACAUACCUAAAAUCAAAAAAUAUAAAUGCAUGUGGAACAGUCAAUCUUACAAGAAAAUUUUAA